UUACUGUAAAAAUGUUUCAUUGUACAAUUUGCGAUGUAAAAUUAAAUUCUGUGGAACAACGACGUGCACAUUGCCGUGGCAAAAAUCAUAUUAAGCGCGAAGAAGCAAGGAAAAAAGCAGAAGAACUCGGAACGGACUUUGAUAAAACACCGGAUCACUGCGAAGUAUGUAAUGUUCCUUUAACUUCUAAAAUGACGGCUAUCGAUCAUUUCCGAGGAAAAAUGCAUCAAAAAAAGGUGAAGGCACUCGAAGAACAACGUCUCGGCUUUAAAAACUACUGUGAAAUUUGCGAUAUUCGUCUUCAAUCGCUGAAAGUUUCUCAGGCCCAUUUCAACGGCAAGCUACACAAGAAACAGGAACGAAAGGUUUUAUUGAAGGGAAAGAAAGCAACGUUGCAGAGAAAAAAUAACUUUGGAGCAUCUCAGUCGGAAGAUUUGAAACCUGGAAUUCAACAGAGAACACCUAAGUUCUCUUCUUCAUGGGAAAAUCUAACGUACGACAAGGAUAGCGAACCUAAAGAUAUAUUUGGAGAAUUUAGGUUCCUCUUGGAAAAGCAAUCAAUUUAUUCUGACACGUCAAGUUCGUCCAGUCUGGCUUCAUCCAACGAUGGUUUGUUUUGCUUUCCAAAAAAUACUGACCAGCCGACCACCCACCCUCAAAGUUCUCCCGAAUGUGAAAAAGCGAACGAAAAUUUCUAUUUUACCGAAUGUUCACCUAAUGAUAGCUUUUGGAACAAAGAACAUUCAAGCAAUUAUAAUUCUUCCUUGCUCAUUGAGUUCGAAAGAAAAAGUCUUGACAUACAAGCCAUCUUGAAUGUGUUGAAAAAUGAAGAUGAAGGUACUUCGUCAAGUGAUAUUUCCUCAAGAAUUCCAAACCUUUCAACUUAUGACGUUAAUCUAAUAUUGAAUGAGUUGGAGAAGAAUCUUUUGGUUACGAAGUCGGGUUAUGCUCCAAUAUUAUGGUCUUUGGUUGACAGUAUUAUUCAUACUUCGUACGAACCGCUGUUGAAUCAAUUCAAUCAACUAACGGUGGAUGGAAAUUACAUGCAACACGAGAAAGAUCAAAUUCACUUUCCACCCACUACCACAAUAACCAAUAGUACAGCAAAUUUGCUAUCCUCGUCUGGAAAUGUUUUAAAUAACAAAACCAGUCAUUUUUCUCCUCCAAUUGUUGACAAACAUCACGAAGACAAUCACUACAUUCAUCAUUACGACUCUCAUAUUGAAGCUAUUUUGUUGAGUAUGUUUGACGAAAACUGUCGCUCAAUUACUUUUUUUGAGAUUAAAAAUAGAAUAAAGUUCGUUGACGACCUUACUCUUAACUGUAUUUUACAAAGUUUGCUCAAACGCAACGUGAUAACGAGCGAUGGUGAUCAAAGAUGGAAGCGAGUAAAAUCUCGAUGUAAUAUUGGAGUGAUAGGAGAGGAACGAAAACGAAGAAGUCCAGAUUUGGAUACUGUUCAGAAAGUAAAUGAAGAUGUGAAUAUGUCCUUGGAAAAUAAUAAUGAUACUUUCCCAUCUUCACUUUUUUCUCAGCCAACAAGCAUAACCUGUGCGAAUACCAAUGAACACAAUGUUUCAACAUUAUCUCCCAAUACGAAUGGUUGUGACAUAAAUUCUACUCAAAAUUCUCCUGGUAAUGAAUCAUCACGCCAUCGUGCCGUUGCGACAGGAACGUCCUCUGGUAUUUCCUCCAAGCACCAGUCUGUUUCAGUAGAACAUGGUCGUGCAAAUGGAUUGUAUAAAAGAAAGAACAUUUCUGAUUCAACGAACGGAUUUUGGAGUGGUCCAAAGAAGGGUAAAGCUAAUCAUGAGUUCGUGCAAAGCUCAAAUGAACGUUCACCUCGUAAUGAGAAAAUAAUUCAAAAUUUUCCACCAAGUAAAUCCAGAUGUUCUCCACCAUUACCAAUGAAAACUACAGCUUAUGAAAUUAUGGAUGAUCUCAUACUGACUCCACUGAAUGCGUAUCAAAAAGAGAUUUACAAGUCUGCGAUGUGUGAAGAUAUCGUUAGUUAUUUACCUUGUGGAACAGGUCAAAAUCUCGUCAUGGCCCAAGUUAUUGCCCAUUUGUUGAUAUUAAAUCCAUCAAAACAAGCGUUUGUGAUUGUACCUGAUUUAUUAACUGCCUUAAAAGUAUCGCAAUUUCUACGAAAAGAACUUAUUUCCAAGAAUAAACGAAAGAAAAUAAACGUAGCUGUGCAUGCUGGAUCACUUAAGCAGUCUAUCGGACGCGUUAAUGUUUCGGUGCUUACUUCAGCAACAUGUCUAAGUUUACUUAAAUGUGGUGCCUUGUCGUGGCGUGAUGCAUGUCUUUUGCUUGUUCAUAACGUUGAAAUGUGCAAAACAGAUGAGUCAUUAAUGAAGAUAUUGCAAGAAUACUACAGGAAGUCAAAAGUGGAUUUGUCUGAUGGAUAUAUUCCCAAGUUGCUUGGUUUUCUUGGCUCGUCUAACGGUGGCGAUAGUCCGCAAGAAACUUUGCAAGAACUGGAAAUGGUGUUGUCUUCUAUGGGAGAUAUCUGUCUGUGCCGAGUUGAAGAAUCUCUUGUCGAAUUACAUAAAGCGAAGAAAGAAGCCAUGUAUGUAUGUGUGCAUACGACGUUGAGUCAAAAUGAAUCCAAGAUGUUUUUUCUCCUGGGAACGUACUUCAAUCUUGUGUUUGAUAAUUUGGCCGCUAAAUGGACGUAUUUGAACUCUUAUCAAGAGCUUGUGAAAAUCUCGUUCAAGAAAGAUUCAGUCAACAGUGAUGCCUUUCUUAAACUGAUCGAAUUAACUGGGCAAUCAUCGGAUAAACGUCCUCAUCGACCUUCAUGUAUGAAAACAUGGCGACAUUAUGUAGCAAUUUGCGAAGUCAUUUUUACUCUCGUCGAAUGUGGUGAGGAUUUAGCGAAGGAGUUGCUCAUGAACUUAUCACGUGAUCCUUGUGGGUUUGGCUGGGCCAAUAACGUAGGCCUUCCUGGGUUUGAAUUAUUGCGUCAAAUAUUGAUGGAUGAAAUGACGCCAUCAUGGGAUCCCAGUGUCACCUGUCCCCGCGGCUCAGGAUUGAAUGAACUACUUCAGCAAUUGACGAUAAUUCAGUGGGAAAACGCUCGCGUAUCGUCUGAAAGGCCACUUGCUCUUGUCAUAGUGAAGUUAAUUAAAACUGCAAACGUGUUGGCCAAUUAUUUAUCAAGAUGUCCUCAAUUGGUGAACAGAAAUGUGAAAACUACUUUCAUUGAUGGUUCUAAAUCGCCUCAACAAAAAGAUAUUAUUUCUGCUAUGAAACGACGCCAAUAUCAAGUUAUUGUUACAACUGACAACAUUGAUGACUUACCUGUACAUUGGGAACUUGUCGUUCUCCUUGAUCUUCCAUCAACUGAAUAUGCUUUGGAGCAGUUACGAAAAAGAAAUGCAACAAAUGUCGUCGCCAUCUCACGCGAUCAUAAUGGCGAACAUCAGCUGAAACAAUUAUUAAAUAGAGAAGAAUGUCUUGAAAAAGUUAUAUCUUACAUAAAAACUGGGACAUCUUCUUACACUCAGAGUUAAACAUUAAUGUUUCAUUAUUGUCAAGUCUGGAGAGCAUUCGCGAGUGAAGUCGUUGAAUAUGGUAUAUUUAAGGUAGAUGAAAAAGCAAAAUAUCCUAUAGUAUUGUGCAUGACACGAACGCAUUUCAUUUGGCACGCGUUGAAAUAACUGUGACUUUUAUAAUGGAAAGCAAGCUUCUUCAAGUGGAAGAAUUGGUAGUAGUCAGUAUACAGAAGAUUAUAUAUUUUGCCAUGCUUUACCUCUGGGAUACGAGGGAUGCCAUGCUUUCCACCUGGGAGGGAGGGAGGGGUGUGUAUAAAUUAUUAAGAAUUUGAUUACGAUGCAUGUUAAAUUAAAGUUGUAAUAGAUUAGAUCUUAUUUCAAAACAUUGAGAGGUGUCGGAUGUUAUUGUGCGAUUUAAAAAGCAUUCUUACUUCUACACCUCAUUUUGUUUUGAUUUUCUGUUAUUUUGUUGUAUUAAAAACGAUGAGAAAAAUAUUUUAAAAGAAAAUGAUGAUUCGAAAUCCUGAUUCCUACUGAGAUAUGAGAAUAUAACGAUUGUGGAAACUGUCUUCUCUUGAAUUGAUAGAAUUUUCGUUUGAUUUCAUCAUUUUGUAUUUAAAAUAACUCAUCGAUAAUAAUUUUUAACUAAAAGUUGAACUGUUUGUGUAGCGUAGAUUGACAUCGGCUCACCGUAUAACGUUGCCGUGUUUGUUUUGUCAGUCAAACAACAAUUGAUUGAAUAAAAAGAACAGAGAAUUUUUAAUAAAAUUACUAAUAAUUUUA
Molecule: messenger RNA, 4286 nt
Organism: Xenia sp. Carnegie-2017
Lineage: Eukaryota; Metazoa; Cnidaria; Anthozoa; Malacalcyonacea; Xeniidae
Exons: 4
Coding region: 12-3521 (1169 amino acids)
Molecular function (GO): zinc ion binding; nucleic acid binding
Source: RefSeq, a predicted model, not a curated record